AAGGACCAACAGAGCAAACAUCUUUGUAGUGGAUGCAAACUGCCUAUAACUGACCGUUUCUUGUUAGAAGCUUUGGGAAUGUACUGGCACGAGGGGUGUUUAAAAUGCAAUUGCUGUGAAUGCAAACUCGGUGAUAUUGGUUCGACGCUGUACAGUAAGGCAAACCUUAUCCUCUGCAAGCGAGACUACUUGAGGUUAGUAAUGAACGUACGAACAUUAUAGGAGAAAUGAUCGCUCGAAAUAUGACAGAUCGGUAAGUCCCAUUCCCCUACCCCACUAUGAUUAUAAUUGGCUAAAUGGCAUUAAAUACACAAAAGAAUUGGUUAAAAACAUUUGACAAAGGACAAAUGAGGAGGUGAUUAGUUUGGGAAUUAAAAGUGUAAAAAUGAUAACAAAGAUGAAUACGGAUUACAACUCGUUCGUUAGCGAUAGGCAAUCAAGAUAUCAAGACUAAUAUUCAUGUUAGUUUUGAGUUUUAUACUUGCUCUCUGAGGUUGACAUUUUCUUGCUUUGAUCGUUUUGUUUUAUUUUCUCUCUUAAUUGUUAAUUUACUGCGCGUAAAGGGUGUUCUUGGCCAUACACAGUUAAAUGAAUCGUACAUCAGUACACUCCAGAUCCUUUCCUCUAGUAUUUACACUGAGUACAAAUUUAUUUUCCCUUAAGCCAACGAGGAAAUAGUCGUAACGUGCCUCAAAGGAACGACAUUUCCUAUGUUUAAUACCAUAGAAAAAAUAUUAUGAGUUCGAGGUGAUGCUUUUAAGCAUCACCUCGAUGAGGAGAAUUAUAUGUACGGAAUGAAAUGUUUCACUUCGAAUUACCACAGAAGAUCAUGUAUCAGAGGACAGCACACUGCCUGUUAUGUAAAUUGACGUACUAUCGUUUGAUUCUUAAAGAUGAAACGCGAUUUUGCCCUCAUACUGCUGAAUGAAAUCAAUUUUUCAGUCUGCUUCUAUUGUUAAAAUUAACGGUAUUUGCUUGCUUGACCCACUAUUACCACCAGAGUGUAUUUGUCUAGUAUUGACAAAAGAGCAGUGUAAUUAUCGCCGGAGUCUUGGCCACAUUUUUUUAGAAUAAUCUGAAAAUAUAGCUAAAUUAUGCGGCAGCGUAGCUUAAGAAAAAAAAAAUGCAACAUUUUCUGUCGUUCAACUCGAAAUUGCUCUUGAAGUCGCCAAAAAAUUCGACAUAUUCUCACAGCCAAGAAUGCCUUUACAAAUUCCGCUACAAAAAGGAUUUAAUGAUUUUUGUUAAGAUUUAGGAUCACGUAUAACCACAGUGGCAUGUACAGCCAGUCGAGAACUCCAGUCGUCGCUUGAUGAAAGUUCCAAGCAGGGAGCCGCCGAGAAACAAGGGUGUUAAUUUUUACGUAAAAAAAACUAUUAAUAAUUAUUUUUUUCGCGGUAUAUCAAAGAUUCUGAUCCGAUAGAGCGACGUCAAAAUCAUUAGUUCCACCAGAAUUUGAAGCUGAAAAUUUUAGAGAUUUUCCUUUCCCCUUCAUUUUUUAAAUUACUAUAAAUUAUUUUUUUACAUUUUCUUCAUCAAUUAAGAGUUGAGGUCACUAAAAGAUACUUAAAAGAACCGAUGAAUAAUUAAGCAUGACCUGCACUUCUUUAAGAUAACAAUUACAAUUAAAAAAGGCCUUUUUAUUAACUGAAAUUGGAUAUGCCGGCUGGCUGAGAGUUGUUGAAAUUUCUCCUUAUUAAUUUCUCGUCUUCAAAACCUCAAAUCCAUUAUCCAGGUUAAAAUGAGAGGGCGGACUGGUGUGGUUACCCCAACCGAGUCAGCCGAGUUUACCGGAUUCGUGUUAAUCGAAGUCAACUACGGCGUGCGGAUUUUCAGAGGGUCCGUCUCAAAGGGUUAGGAUUAGUUGUAAACUACCAAAUAUCUUAUUCGUUGGGCUUAGAUAAAAGAAAAUGCUUGACACUAAAGGGAAAAAAGAGAACCGCAAAAAGUGUUUUCGAGCGCUAAGAGAUUUUUCUUGACGGUGUAGAAAUUUAUAGUGCUUAGAGUGGAAACUGGAUUUUCAACUUUUACGGACUUCUUUUUCUUUUUCCUCUUUUCAAGUCUGACUGUACUUACAGAAAUAAAUUACAGCGAAACUCAGAAAACCGUGACCACCAUUAAUAUUUCUGGAAUAUUAGACCGCUACAAAGAAAAAGGCAACGAGGAAGUGAGAAAACUAAACCGCAAGCAACAAAAUUGUCUGUUUGGUUUUGUAGCCUGCUGGCUUGAGAAGCGCUUUGUCUUAAUUGAUUGGUAAUAACACAUUAAUUGUUAUUCCUGAAAUAUUUCAGGUUUUUCCAAUAAGUUUAACGGUAACUGUAAAUGCCGCCACUCCAUUGAAACCCUCAUAGCAGUGUCAACAAGAUGAAUUGGCCACCCUAAUGUCAGCUUUGAAUACCUUAAUGGUGGUCAAUUGAUUGAACCUCCCACCUCAGUUAACGAUAACUAUUUUUCGCGUUUCAAUCCCCCACCGACUUAGUGCCGUAAUUUUGUUUCUUUAGAGGCAAACCUUUUUGGUAAAAUCAGAGAUUUCACCAUCAUUACAUUCAACAUCAUCAUCAUCAUCAUCAUUGUGUCUCUGCUUGCUAAAAGGCGCAUAAGGCUGUAAAUCAAAGCCUUACGUAAAUCACUUGCUUUCUAACGAUCUUCAUUUUAAAUUCAGUGCUAAUUGUAAUCAAUUUUCUUUUCUCGAUUGGUAGAUUGUUUGGAAUUCCUGGUGUUUGCUCGGCGUGUAACAAACAAAUAGCCGCGUUUGAGUUUGUUAUGAGAGCAGGGAAGAACGCCUACCACAUCGAAUGCUUUUCGUGUCAGAUCUGCAGACAAAGAUUUAGAGUGGGCGAGAACUUUCAUUUUUAUAACAACAAAGUGCUUUGUUGGGAUCACUACAGAACGGAGAAAGAAGGGGAUAAAACUAAAGAUGAGUUCACCGACGUAGGACCGAAUUAG
This is a messenger RNA of Porites evermanni, 2946 nucleotides long. The record is from the annotation of a GenBank genome assembly. NCBI's taxonomy places the organism in Eukaryota, Metazoa, Cnidaria, Anthozoa, Scleractinia, Poritidae.